GAUAUCGCCGCAGACACGCGGCCUGCUGCUGAACUUCCUGCUGGAGGCGCCCGCGGGUGCGCGGGCUGCCGCCGAAGGCGCCCGCGCUGGCGAGCUCGCCCGUGCGGGGCGCCCCUGCGAGCUGGGCGGGGGCCGCGAGGGGCGCUGGUCGAGUCAG
Messenger RNA from Prorocentrum cordatum, 157 nucleotides. The record is from the annotation of a GenBank genome assembly. Lineage: Eukaryota; Dinophyceae; Prorocentrales; Prorocentraceae.